Fusarium subglutinans is the source of this 1689-nucleotide messenger RNA. RefSeq lists its product as uncharacterized. The coding region runs from base 1 to 1689 and encodes 562 amino acids. The transcript is spliced from 2 exons. The record is from RefSeq and is a predicted model, not a curated record. Lineage: Eukaryota; Fungi; Ascomycota; Sordariomycetes; Hypocreales; Nectriaceae.
AUGUCGGUAAAUGAUCGCUUUUCUCCAGACGGGUGGCCGCCCCAGCCGUACGACGGGGGUGAGGCAGAUGAUGCAAGUCUCUGCAGUUUAGAUUCCGGGAUGUCGAUGUCGUAUGAAUUGGGUCCAAAUGCCGAACGCGAGCUGAACUACCCAUCUGGGCUCACCUGGAAUCCAGGUCAUCCUUUCAACAGGUAUGGCCCGUCCGGAGCUGUCCCAGAUGGGCAUGCAAUCAACACCCAACUGUUUCCCCAGCACGUCCCAAUUUCUCGCCCACCCUACCCACCCUAUCCACCACCGGCCUAUGACCAGAUCUGCCCCUCGCUACUCGUUCCAGAAUCAGAUGAAUCAGAGAAUGAGCUAGAUCAGUGGCCUAAUGACGACCCACAGGUCAGAGCAGAAGAUCAGAACUACAGCAGCCUUCCUAAUUUUCUCCUCAAGGAGAAUCGCGAAUUACGCUGGGCAGAUAUUCAACUCCAGAGCGAGAUUAGAACAGGGCUCAACAGCCAGCGUGUCAUGCUCUCCCAGUUCUCGAGUACUGUCCAGAAGCAAAUGAGACAAACUCAAAAGUAUUGCGAAGCAAUCGAUAAGCACCUCAAGAUUCUGGAAAGCAGUAGUCAUGGCCGCCACAUCAGUGAUCAGGGCAGGAUCGAUGAGCUCCGCAGUCUCGUGAAGACAGUCAUGAAGGACCAAAUGAUGACCAGAAGACAUCAUCGUCGCCAUGUCUGGGCCCAGAAAUACACGGGCGGAGGCUCAUCGCCAGUUGAAGUAAGCUCGGCGUCGGAUAGUAAUCCCGUUCAGAUCAUCUUGACACCGCCUACGCCAAUCGUCUCCGCUGGGAAUUUUGACCGACGAGGGGAAGACACGUUCAAGGAGGUUCUUCCUGCGGUGUCUGAGGAGAAAGAAGUUGUACAGAAGACAGAUGGAUCUGACGAGAAAGAAGUUUAUGUUGUAGACGAGGGGCAUGAUGAGAAGGAGGUCUACAUACCCGCCGCGGAGAAGGAGGUUUAUGACCAUGGGCUAGAGAAGGAGGUCCACGACUUGAGGAUUCAUGAUGGACAUGAUGAGAAGCAAAUCUACGAUGCAAGCGGAGGUAUUGCUCAAGUGCAGCGUAUCCAUUCACCAGGAAAAGAAGUUAUUCCUCAAAUAAGUCACGAGGAUGACAAAGGUCUCUGCCAUCCAGAUGGCUCGGUCCAGUCUCUGUCAACCCAGAACCAAGAGAACGAAGCGUCCAUGGCUGCCCAGAAAUACGACAGCAACACGAAUGAGCGAAGAGAGAGUAUCUCAACCACUUCCACCGAAACAACAGAGAAGAAAGACAGCGCUGCUAGGGGUUACUACCAACGCCACGUUAACAAAUUGAAUCAAGCAGUCAACAAGAAGAAAAAGGCCUGGACAACCUUCACCAACAGUUCGACCACGGCUAUGACAGAGAAGGCCAGUCAAAUCGACAAGGGAUUCAAGGAUCGUUGCACGGCGUUCGAGAACGGUACUACAACUAAAUUGAAACAGCUUGAUAGAAGUAUCAGCGACAGUGUUGACCGAGCUGGGAAGAAUAUCAACACCAAGGUUGCGAACUGGAAGACGGGUAUAGGAAAUAUGAAGAGUCAGAGUAUGAGUAGUGUCAAGACCUUGGGAUCUCGAUGUCAGACUGGUACGAAGGAGGGGAAGAAAGAGGAGGAGGCACAGUGA